Exophiala bonariae is the source of this 1614-nucleotide messenger RNA. RefSeq lists its product as uncharacterized. Gene Ontology annotation, biological process: transmembrane transport; carbohydrate transport. The record is from RefSeq and is a predicted model, not a curated record. The coding region runs from base 1 to 1614 and encodes 537 amino acids. The transcript is spliced from 2 exons. Gene Ontology annotation, molecular function: carbohydrate:proton symporter activity. NCBI's taxonomy places the organism in Eukaryota, Fungi, Ascomycota, Eurotiomycetes, Chaetothyriales, Herpotrichiellaceae. Gene Ontology annotation, cellular component: membrane.
AUGCCUGCGCCAGACCACGUUGAGAACAAUAUGCAAGACAGUUCGCCUGUCGUUGAGCAGAAGAUCACCAAAGUCAUGAUUUGCUUCGCGAUUUUCAUUUUUCUCAGUGGCUGGAUUGCCAACUUCGAUCUGGGCUACGGGGGUACAGUACUUUUCAUGGAACCUUUCAACAGAGCAUUCGGCAAGUGCCAUGAGCACCCUGACCCUCAGAGCGGCGAUAUGGUCAAUGUCUGCCAGUUGACUGCUUUGCAACAAUCUUUGACAAGUCUGACCUCGCUCUUCACUGCUGUUGGGGGUGUUCUGUCUGGGCUCCUUUGCUCAUACCUUGGACGCCGGGUGUCUCUGCAGCUCGGAAGCUUGAUCGUGGCAACUGCUGCAGCGGGCAUGCUAGGCACCUCAGGUAGCUACUUGAACUACAUGGUGUGCAAAUCCAUCAACGGUCUUGGUCUUGGCAUACUCUACGCCACGACGAUUGUUUACGGAGUGGAAUGCAUCGUGCCCCGAAAGCGUGGCCUGUUACUCUCGCUGUUCACUGUCGGCCUCGCUUCAGGCAACGCUGGCGCUGCGGCUGUCUGUGCAGGGUCUGCAAACCUCAAGGACGACUGGGCAUGGAAAACUCCUAUCAUUUGCCAAAUUCCACUUAGCCUCCUACUCAGCGGAGGAGUCCUUCUGUUCCCCGAGUCUCCUCGAUGGCUGUUAUUGAAGGCUAAAAAAGUCAAAGCUCGACAGGCACUGGGUCAAUUCUAUGAACAGGACCCUAACUCAGAAGUUAUCACAGCUCAAAUCAUUGAGAUAGAGGCAUAUCUUGAUUUUGAGAAGGCCACAUCCUCAUCAUCAUCGUGGACACAAUUGUUCAACAAGCGGAAUAUCCGUCGUACCUUGACAUCCGCAUUGAUCCUGGUGGGGACAAUUCUAACAGGCCUUCAAUUCGUUGCACCAUACACGGCACUAUUUCUUGGUGGUCUAGGUAUCUCCAGUCCCUUCCUCAUUACUGCAGUCAUUGCGCUUUGCUUUACUGCUGGUUCACUCAUCGGAGGACUGAGUAUCGAAUAUGGCGGCAGACGAUGGGCAAUGCUUGUCGGCUACAGCAUUCUUGGAUCUUGUAUGCUCAUCUUUUCGGCCGUUAGUACCAUUUUAGGAGCCACGAGUUCCGUUGCACAAAAGGUCCUAGUCGCGUGCCUUUGCAUUUGGGGAUUCUCUUUCUCCGGUUUUAUCGCACCCAGUGGCUGGGUGGGUUCGACGGAGAUGCACAGUAUUCGGCUCCGCGACUAUGGCCAGGCGUUCACUGUCAACGUGAACCAAAUUUUCGGGUUCGGUGCAACAUUCUGGACUCCUUAUAUGAUUAGCAAGGACUAUGGUAACAUGGGCACUAAUGUGGGGUAUUUCUACUUUGCGUUGACGGUGGUCGUACUGGUCCUGGUGUUCUUCUUUGUGCCUGAAACUGCACGCUUGAAGUUGGAACAGAUUGAUGAUUAUUUUGACUCAGGUGUGCCGCCACGAAAGACCUCCAUGAAGCGCAAUGUUGAGCUUGCCAAAAGCAAUGUUCUCGAAGUAGGGGCCACUACAUCGGAGGUGGAGAGAGCUGCAUCAACGAGAAAAAUGGCCGAUGGGUAA